Ylistrum balloti is the source of this 2303-nucleotide messenger RNA. RefSeq lists its product as uncharacterized. The transcript has 10 exons. The annotation marks the transcript as partial. The record is from RefSeq and is a predicted model, not a curated record. Lineage: Eukaryota; Metazoa; Mollusca; Bivalvia; Pectinida; Pectinidae.
GAAGCCAGCAAAUCGUUCAUCGACUCCUUGAACUAGCAUCAUGUUCCGGGUUUACAUAUUAUGAAAUAUCACCAGGAACUGACAAAAAUAUAAUUGAUACGUGCUUGAAGAGACUUGUAGCCCGUAGAAGGAGGAAAAAGAGGGAAGCGUCAAGAAAAGAACUUGAGGACGCCGAAAGACAAGAGUUUCUUGACAAAUUGGCAAAUUUGGCUCUAAAAUCGACGCCUACUCCACCGUCUCACUUCGAUAGUCACUCUACAUACCCUAAGAACAAAGCGGCCGUUGAUAUUCUUGGUCCUGUUGACGAGGUUUUCUCUGUAGAUAAUAACGCACAGAUGAUGAGAAUGAUACAGUAUUCAUCAGCUGAUGUGAGCUUUGCCCGUGAGGGUCCGGAGGAUUCUGCCUGUGGUACAGAUACCAGACGUUGUAAGGAUUGUAAGACGUACGAUAAAUCCGAUGACCCUUGGGACUGGUGCCUGACUCGAACAAUGACCCCUAGAAUGGCUCUUAGACUCCGACGACUUGCAAUUCUCAGUAAACAUCAACUGGAUGUAAUAGUGCCACAGGAGCUGGAUGAAGCCGACAUAAUGAUAUAUGGGAACGUUGGCAGAGCAUUGCGCUUUGAAACUACGAAUUCAACGUUCUCCCCGAUAUCGCUUGCCAACCUAGCGAUUGCUGCAGGGUUCGACUACAUUGCUCUUUCCGGUACUCUAUAUGUUGACGUAUUUGUACGAGAUCAAGCGGGAUACUGGGCCACUCUAGAGAUCUAUCCUCGUGUCAGUAUGUUACAUGUCAAUCCAGCAACUUCUGAAAUAGAUGACUAUAAACCAAUUUAUGUGAAAAAGAUUUCUGCCGAAACCAUUCCUGGCAUCGUCGAUGGCAUCAACGAAAAGCUACCCAUGUCAGAUAAUUACAUCGUCUCAGAUUUCAAACCAUUCGGAAGACGCUAUUUCCGAAUUGACGUGCGAUUGAUAGAAUGCUUGGAAGAAGUCACCAGUGAUUUAGGCAGCAAGUUGCGAAUUCUAGCGGGCUACAAAACAAGUUCCAUGAAUGACGAGAACAUCGAAGAGAGGCACGAGGAAGAGAAGAUAUUUUACACCCGAGGUCAAGCCGUGCAAAUAUCGGGGUAUAUGAUCGAUGAUGGUACACGCUUUGACCUUAAUGUUGUGGUAUCCUCGCUGAUAAAGAGUUGUGUACCUGCUCUCAGCCUUAAACAGAUGGUAUUGAGUAUCGGCUGUCAUGCUACAUUUAUCUAUGUUGAUAUAAGGGAGAAGAAUUCGGAUGUCUCUGUCAAUUUCUGGAAUGAAGGAAAUGACCAAUUAUAUAUGUUCACCAAAAAUUUGGUAGACAUUCAUCAAAAAGGAGGCGUUCUUGUGCAAAGAAAAAAUACUGGCACAAAAUGUGCAGAACAUCCAUUGGGAACAGAUGCGUUCUAUAUCAAAUAUGGAGACAGCGAUUGUAAUCCUGGUGGUUACUACGUCAACUUCUGUGAUGAUACCAAAUCACGUAGGAAGGACCAGUCCUCAAGCCUUGUUUCACAUCUGUGGUCGGGUGCACAGGCACUCUCAAAACCAGAACUUGAGAGACAAGCAGACGACUGUUUGGUUAUUAACUGUGGAGGAUGCAUCGGCAAAGGGGAUAUCUGGAACAGGAAGCUGCGUGCAUGUUAUGGCCUCUUGAAGAUGAUCAUUGAGGCCACUGCGUCCCCUUUCCCAAAUAUGACGGAUAAUGCAGCAUUCUUUAACACAGAAAAUCAGGACUCAAAGAUCCAUUCCCUAGCCUGUCACGAUGACAGCGUCUGUGUUGAAAAUCUCCCGCUCUUCUCAAACUUCAUUUCGACGGUGAACGAGAAGUACCGACCAUUCGAUGAUAAAAGCAUUGAAGAGAUGUUGUUUGGUCCAAGUGACAACCCGUCUCCAGUACUGGAUAUGUUAGAGCAGGAAAUGGCAUAUCGGGUCAGAGGUCAUAUCCGGGUAUAUAUAGAAACAAAUGAUGACUUGUCUGCUUUGGAACAAGUUUUGAAGAUUGUAAUGGUUUACAACAAAAAUGUUACGGAUGUCUCUGUUGAGAUAACGGACGAAACUCUCCGAGAUUUCACUAGAAGUCGAAUCCAAAAGAAACUUGACAAAUGGAGUAGUUCAGUUUGUCCGUAUCUCAGUCGACAAAUCAUUGCUCCGUACACCAUAUCCCUAUUACCGGAAGUUCGAACACGUCGUAGCAUAGAACUGAGUAAGGAACGGAACAAACGGAAGGCGCAAAUGCGGAACUGGGAACUUGAAUGGGCAUCGAAUAUCAGUCUGUGA